AUGGCAAAGAAAUUAAUGGAAAGUUAUCUUUUACGUGUUGUUGAGUAUGCAGAACCGCGAUAUCCCAAGGCCAUAGACAUUCUUGAAGAUGAUAUCUACGAUACUAGCGAAAAGAAAACGAACUAUCGAUUAUCUGGAGGAAAAUACGUCUUUGUUAAUAACAUUCAAGUACCAAUACAUGUCAAGUCGAUAGUAAUCACUUAUGUCGCUGUCUACCACCUUAUCUACCCAAAUAAGAUCAAUAAAAAUGGUCAAAACUCCCCCCUUGGUCUCCCUUAUUUUCUUCCUGUCAGCCCUUCGACAUUAUAA
Molecule: messenger RNA, 309 nt
Organism: Phycomyces blakesleeanus NRRL 1555(-)
Lineage: Eukaryota; Fungi; Mucoromycota; Mucoromycetes; Mucorales; Phycomycetaceae
Exons: 2
Coding region: 1-309 (102 amino acids)
Source: RefSeq, a predicted model, not a curated record